AAGCUGCGCGGCGAGUACGAGUCCAUGGUCUUCCACCUCGCCCAGCUCGUAAACGAUAACCUCGAGGCCCCCCUACGCGUCGCAAACGUCCGCAUUGAGGGCGCCCACAACACCCGCAAACCUUUCCUCGGCUGGCUCGUUCGCCCGUGGCUCUCCGCGCACUCGUCUUCCCUCCCGCUCCCCUCUUCGUCCGAAAACCCCUUCGCAAAAUCUAAUACAUCGUCACUGGACCCCUUCCCGCACCACCCGACGCUCAAGAGCGUGCUGCACACCGCCCGCGGAAUUGGGAGUGUCUUGCAGGACACCGACAUCUUCAAGUCCGUUGACGCGCGCAUCGAGGCGUCGCGUGAUCCACAGGCCGCACCGGGAGACGUUGACAUCGUCUUCAAGACGAGGGAGAAGGGGAAGUUCUACCUCAAGACUGCGACCGAAUUUGGACACAACGACGGAAACGCGAGUGCAACAGGCCGCAUUCGGAACGCCCUCGGCGGUGGUGAAACCGUCGAAGCCAACGUCUCGUUCGGUACGAAGACGCGCAGAGCCUACCACGCCCUCUUCGCCGUCCCGCUCUCACCCGACCUCCGCACCCGCGGUGAACUUUCACUAUACGGCCUCGAGCGCGACCUCUCCUCGUACGCGAGCGCCUCAGAAGGCCUACGCGGCAUACGAGCUGCCAUCCGCAGUGACCAAGGCGCCCUAGGCGUCCACGAGGUCGCCUACGACGCCGUCCUGCGGCACAUCGGUAGCCUGACGUCCUCCGCCUCGAUCAGCAUGCGCGAAUCCGCCGGCCAAACAUUCAAAUCAGCCCUGUCGCACAGCUGGACACUCGACACGCGCGACGCCGGCGCACGUAUCGCAGCCGCCCGCGGUAUGCUCGCCAAGUUCUCGCACGAGCUCGCCGGUGUGGGCCCUCUGGGUGGAGACGCAUCCUUCUACAAAGCCGAGGGCGAGACGCAGGCGUCGAGGGUGUUGUUCCCCGGUUUGUCGGCAUCCGUGUCAGCGCGCGCUGGUAUUCUCCACCACUUCACGGGCAAGAGCCACUUCUCGGACCGGUUCCAACUCGGCGGACCGCUCAGCGUGCGCUCCUUCCGCGCAAAUAGCUUGGGCCCGCGCGAUGGACCCGACUCGCUAGGCGGCGACCUGUACUGGGCCACGGGCCUCUCACUCAUCUCUGACCUGCCGUAUAAACCGCACUGGCCGCUGAAGCUGCACGCAUUCGUCAACGCGGGUCGGCUCGACGCCAUGGAUCGAACAAAAUCCCUCGCAGACAACGUCUCGGCAUGCGUACGCGCUCCCAGCGUCUCGGCCGGCGUGGGUCUACUGUACCGAUUCGACCCCGUGCGGGUAGAGGUCAACUUCGGAGUGCCGCUCGUUGCGUCGAAAAGUGACGGUCUAAGAAAGGGGGUGCAGGUUGGCAUUGGGAUUGACUUUUUGUAGUUUACCCUUUACUUUGGCGUGGUGCAUGCGCGGGGAUGGGUAUUGGACACAGCUAGAUAUUAUUACUAGAUUUGCCGCCUAGAAUACAAUCGCUAGAAAUGAGAGCGUUGCUCCAGCGACGCAUAAGGCGGGCAUAGAUUGUGAAAUGCAAGGGCAGUUGCAAGAUGAAUGUGUUAUUAGGGCAUGCAGGCGGGGCGCAGUGUGUAUAUGAGAGCAGUGAAAAAGUCUAGGGUAACAACCUUUACCGUGCGCGACAGACAACUUCUCCCUCAAGUCCAAGCUGAAGUGCCUCCCUCGCCUCGAGCCAUUCGUGCUCCUUCUCGGCCGUCCUGACCACAGCAAUCUCGCCCAUACCCAGCGGCUUCACGGUCUGCACCCUCCUACCCGAGCAUAUCCUCCUGAUCUCUCCGGUGUCCAUGAGCACGCGCUUGCUGGGCUUGCUGACGAGGCUCAUGCCAUUGAGAACAGCCCUGUCAUCCCUAUACUUGAGCUCUGCCCAUAUCCUCUUCUGGGACGCGCCCGCUUUAAGAAAGUCGGCGGGGGACGGGGAGGCGAUGGUGCCGCGAGUGAGGGAUGAGAUGAAGCCGGCGCGGAGGAGGAUGGAGAGGAUGCCGAGGUUUUGGGAGGUGUGCGGGACGGAGAUGCGGGCGUGUCUUGCGCGGAAAGAGUUUUGGACGUGGGAGCAGAGUGCCGCAGCCGAGGAGGACAUGGCUGUUGUCGACAUAUUUGUAGUCUUUUACUGACUCGUUAUAAUAGAGUGUUGGUCG
Molecule: messenger RNA, 2204 nt
Organism: Coniophora puteana RWD-64-598 SS2
Lineage: Eukaryota; Fungi; Basidiomycota; Agaricomycetes; Boletales; Coniophoraceae
Exons: 8
Coding region: 25-1437 (470 amino acids)
Biological process (GO): protein insertion into mitochondrial outer membrane
Cellular component (GO): SAM complex; outer membrane
Source: RefSeq, a predicted model, not a curated record